Cyprinus carpio (common carp) is the source of this 3054-nucleotide messenger RNA. Its product is annotated as ankyrin repeat and SOCS box protein 7. NCBI's taxonomy places the organism in Eukaryota, Metazoa, Chordata, Actinopteri, Cypriniformes, Cyprinidae. Gene Ontology annotation, molecular function: protein binding. The record is from RefSeq and is a predicted model, not a curated record. The coding region runs from base 560 to 1606 and encodes 348 amino acids. The transcript has 5 exons. Gene Ontology annotation, biological process: intracellular signal transduction.
UUUAAAAGCAGUGUUGUUGUGAAAAUGGUCAAAAACCGCUGGCUAAACGCUAACUAUGCUAAUGCAGUCACAGUACAUGUCAGUCACAGAGUUUGUCCAGCUCUCCUUCAGUUUAAUGAUCGUCUUCAGAAUUAUCGUUUCAUAUACUUGGGCGAUAUUAGGCUAAAUUAUGCCAGUCUCUGAAAAGAGCCGCUUUAGUGUUUGUUUAAGAGUGCUUGUAGCUGCUUUAGCACGCCAGCUAACAGAGUCAUUGUUCUCAGUGCAGCAGCAGCAAACAGGAUUAUUUAACCUGCUCGAGGAGCUCAGAUGGUUAAACCGCCGCUGAUGGUGUAUAUAACGCAUGUCUGCGAACAUUUGCGUCGUUAUAGGUACACGUAGGCGUGCAAAUGCGCGCUGCAGCUGUUUUUUUCAGAGGCUGGAAGACAAUAACACAGUGAAGUGAAGGGUGGUAGUUAUUAUUUACUCCUAAACAGAGAUAGGAUCAAUGUAACGUGACAGAUAAGUGUGUAAAUAAGACGACAUCACAUAGAAUGAAGAUCUGAAGUGGAUGUGAAUAUGGAUGCAGAGCUCAAAGACUGUUUCAGAUCUACAAGACAUUAAUGAAAGGGACACAGGAGCGUCUGAGCCCCGUACUGCGAGAUGUGACAGGAUGCUGAACCAUCACUGCAGAAGGAACCCAGAGUUACAGGAGGAGCUGCAGAUCCAGGCGGCAGUGGCGGCCGGCGAUGUCUAUACCGUCCGCAAGAUGCUGGAGCAGGGCUACUCGCCCAAGAUCAGAGACGCCAACGGCUGGACGCUGCUGCACUUCUCUGCGGCGAAGGGGAAGGAGCGCUGCGUGCGCGUGUUCCUCGAACACGGAGCGGAUCCCACUGUGAAGGAUUUCAUCGGAGGCUUCACAGCUCUGCAUUAUGCCGCCAUGCACGGUCGCGCCCGCAUCGCCCGCCUCAUGCUGGAGUCCGAGUACCGCAGCGACAUCAUCAACGCCAAGAGCAACGACGGCUGGACCCCGCUGCACGUGGCGGCACACUACGGCCGCGACUCUUUCGUGCGUCUCCUCUUAGAGUUCAGAGCCGAGGUGGACCCUCUCAGUGACAAAGGCACGACGCCGCUGCAGCUGGCCAUCAUCCGCGAGCGCUCCAGCUGCGUGCGCAUCCUGCUCGACCACAGCGCCAACAUAGACAUUCAGAACGGCUUCUUGUUGCGAUACGCUGUCAUUAAGGGCAACCACUCGUACUGCCGCAUGUUCCUGCAGCGGGGAGCGGACACUAACCUGGGCCGGCUGGAGGACGGCCAGACGCCGCUGCACCUGUCGGCCCUCAGAGACGAUGUGCUGUGCGCGCAGAUGCUGUACACGUACGGAGCCGAUACGAACACGAGGAACUACGAGGGCCAGACGCCUGUGGCUGUUUCCGUCAGCAUGUCUGGCAUCAGUCGGCCCUGUCUGGACUUUCUGCAGGAGGUCACAAGGCAGCCCAGGACUUUGCAGGAUCUGUGCAGGAUAAAGAUCCGGCAGUGCAUCGGCCUGCAGAGCCUGAAGUUUCUGGAAGAUCUGCCCAUUGCCAAGGUCAUGAAGGACUACCUAAAACACAAGUUCGACAACGUUUGACAGAAGCCGACCGACUCGUUUCUGUAGGUUCCCUUAAGACUCUAUGCAAACUCGAAACCUCUGGGAGCAGGUGCAGCGUUUUGUACAAGCGGAGUGAAAUGCUGUGAAUCGGGGAGCACUGUAAUGGCCAUGUUGAUUCGUUCACUGAAGGUGUCGUGGAGAAAUCCCUGACCCAUGAGGGAAGAAAAAUUCAGACGUUUGAUUUGUACCAAAUAUCGUUUUUGUUCUUAAAUCAGCACAGCCUUUGUAAGUAUUAGACUUUUUCUAUCAGAUACAUUCUCAAACAAGGAAAAGAUAUCCAGAGAAAUUGGCAAAUAAUCAGGUCGCCCUCAUAAAAAUAUGCAUGUGCUAUUGUUAUUUUUGCUGUGGAGAAAUCAUUUCCAACCACAGCCCAUUAAGUCAUUAACCCUUUGUUGAGAAUCCCAUUCGUUUGUAUUGAAAAGCGUACCAAAAACCCCACAGGCUCUCAGAUUUUUUUUUUGAUUCUCAGUGAAUUUAAUAUUUUUUUUUUUUUUUUUUUUUUUUUUUUUUUUUUUACAAGCUGUCAAUAUCAGAGGUGCUUGGCUUUAGUUUCCAUUAAAAGGUGAAGAAAAAGUCCUGGUUGCGAGAGGUCUACAAAGGUGAACAUGUAUUACAUGCAUAAAUCAUUAACAAACUUUAUGUAAAUAUUUGUGUCAUAUGUACAGCAGAUAUUUUUAGACUAUUUAAGCUUGUGUUUUGGGGGGUUUUGUUGAGCGCUUCUCUGUGUUUUUCAUGCGACCUGUCAAGGGCUUUGAUGUUGGAACGUCCGGAUCUGUGAUUAAAUGGAAAAUAAGUCAUGCUUAAUUGUAAUUGGCCAUCAUUGUCUUGUUAUAAUGGACAUGAAAAUUUUUGCAAUCAGUAACUUGCAGAUGUAACUUGCAGAUAUAAUAUAAUGAUUUGAAAUGCACUUAAUUUUUUUUCUACAAAAUAUAAGCAUUAGUCAAAGGUCUGCAUAGCAUUAAGUUUAUUCAGUUCAUUUGGCACUUCUUCAUCGCUGCUUUAUUUUCAAUCUGUCCCCCUAAAAUCUCAGUCAAGAGACUCCCGCUCACUGUUACGCUAGACUUUUUUUUUUUUAUCCAAACCGGUUCGAACACUAGCUGCCUUUACUUCAGUCCGUGACGCAGGACAGCUACAGCAUUUCACCACAUCAUGAACACACUUCAAGUGCAUUAAAGUGACCUGCCACAACAUUUCAGUUAUUUCUGUUUUUAGUUAAGUUUAGGGCGUUUGUUUGGACUGAGAGCAUCUCUGGAUGACUGCUUGCUACCAUAAUGUAUUCAGAAGCAGGUCUGGAGGACUGGUUUGAGAGCCAGGGGACGUUAUAUGGGAUUUGUCUUCACUAAUCGGAAGUCUUCCACAGCUUCAACUACUGAAUGUAUAUAAUCUGCUGUUUCACAUGAACGUGUGUGAAUAAAUGGAUCUCAUAA